AUGUCUUCUCAGCAAAAAGUCGAUCUUCCCUCUGGAUGUGGCAUCUGCGGCAAGAAUGACGGGGUCCGCCUCUGCUCUGCCUGCAAAGUAGUGCCAUACUGCUCUGUUGAGCAUCAAACUACCCAUCGCUCCGCUCACAAAUCCGAUUGCAACAGAAUCAAAAAGUGCCUCGUCAAUAUGCAACGAGAGGAAAAGGCCUUGCGCGAAGACCCUGCAGAUGAACUCACAAACAGUGUCGGUCAUUUCUGGAAGAUUCGUUCCACACGCCCAUACAUGCACACUCGUUUGGACUACCGGGCCGCCCUGACUUUCGUCAGGAACGUCGAAUCGGUUCGGGCGCAGCUCGAUCACCUCCAGGAAAACCUGAGACUGUGUCGCAGUGACAAUCUUGGAUCCCGCGAUCUCAUUCCCAGCCUGAUGGUCCGGUUGAACCAGGACCAGGAAUGCUACGAUUUCAUGAAGUGGUGGGCGACGUCCGCCAAUGACAAUCAUUACGAUUGGAGCAAUAUGUCUGUGCCAUACCUGGACAUCAAACACGCCAAUCCACUUGAGCAAGUGGACUGUUUCGUCAAGGGAUCCAUCGAUAUUGCACACCUUGUUACGUUGACUCUCGUUAAAAUCAAGCUGUACUUCAUCCUGUACGCCUCUUACGGAGCGCAAGCAAAACUAGGAAUGUCGGACAAGCAGCGAGCUAUAGUUGACGAGAUGAUGCAACUCAGGAAUUCGAGCAUCGCCAGACAUCCGAAUGUUGCCAACCUGACCUCCCUAGAAAUUGCGACUCAACUUGACAACCUCAAGGCUCAGAUUCGUACAUUAUAUGAUGCUGUUAAUUCAAUGAACCCGUUCGUUUGGCCAGAGUUCAUUGACCCCGACGAGUCCUUAAAUUCUGCGCCUUCGAUGUACAGCCCUGGAAGUAAAGAGGAGAUGCAAGCAGUCACUAUGUGGACCUGGCAGUCGUGGAAUGAGACCUUCGGCGCGCUUGAAUUCAUUUACUCGGUUGUCAAAGGCCAGCCGGUUGCAUUUGGACUGUAA
Messenger RNA from Penicillium soppii, 1032 nucleotides. Its product is annotated as zinc finger MYND domain-containing protein. The record is from RefSeq and is a predicted model, not a curated record. Bases 1 to 1032 code for a protein of 343 amino acids. The transcript has a single exon. Lineage: Eukaryota; Fungi; Ascomycota; Eurotiomycetes; Eurotiales; Aspergillaceae.